This is a messenger RNA of Cylicocyclus nassatus, 633 nucleotides long. The record is from the annotation of a GenBank genome assembly. NCBI's taxonomy places the organism in Eukaryota, Metazoa, Nematoda, Chromadorea, Rhabditida, Strongylidae.
AUGUCUGCUCAACAAGUCAACAAUGGUUCAGAAGCCGGCUCCGAAUGGAGCUUGGUAAGUCAACAGUGGAGCCAGGUGGGCACCAGAAACAGCUCUCCGCAGCCCGAGGAAUCUGCGGCUGCCUUGAAUGUGGAAACAGAGGAAGUGACGGAAAUGAGUGAAGACCUGUUCACGCUCCGCAAACUAAUACCCAUCUUGGAGGGAACGCGGGAUGUAUCCAUGUUGGAGGAGCAAUUGCUCUGUGAGGAAAGGAUCCUCUCACAUCUAGUGAGAGGCGAGGUGAAACGAACUUAUGUUCGUAUUCAACCUGACUUCACAGCAAUUAUGGAAGUGGAGGUGUAUGACCGUCGUACCCUGGGAAAAAGGUUGCAAUGCAGCCUUCAUACUAGCUCGAACUAUCAUUACAAAUUUUCCCCCGAGCGCGAUGGCUGGAAGGGGGACAAAAUCAGCGUUAUGUUGCACUUCGGAAGCCUGAGCGUGCAAAGCUUGGGCGAUGAGAUUCCGAUGCCGCCUGGGUUCACAAGUGCACUAUUGCGAGGAACGACAUCCAACGUCUACUUCAAUGGUAUCGUUGGAGGAGAUGCUUUAAAGGAAGAGUUGGGCGAGAAAGCGGGCAGGAACAGAAGGAACUGA